This is a messenger RNA of Amblyraja radiata (thorny skate), 677 nucleotides long. RefSeq names its product histone H2B-like. NCBI's taxonomy places the organism in Eukaryota, Metazoa, Chordata, Chondrichthyes, Rajiformes, Rajidae. Bases 21 to 413 code for a protein of 130 amino acids. Gene Ontology annotation, cellular component: nucleosome. Gene Ontology annotation, molecular function: structural constituent of chromatin; protein heterodimerization activity; DNA binding. The transcript has 2 exons. The record is from RefSeq and is a predicted model, not a curated record.
GGUUGAACUCGACUGAAGAAAUGCCCGAGGUGCAGAAACCCGCUCCUAAGAAGGGCGCCAAGAAAGCUUUGCCGAAACCCGCAGGCAAAGUGGGCAAGAAGCGCAGGAAUUCGAGAAAGGAGAGUUACUCCAUCUACAUCUAUCUUGUUUUGCGUAAUCUAGAAAGUGAUGAAGCAUGUUCCCCCGACACCGGCAUCUCGUCCAAGGCCAUGAGCAUCACGAACUCAUUCGUCAACGAUAUUUUCGAGCGCAUCGCUGGUGAGGCUUCCCGCCUGGCUCAUUACAACAAGCGCUCGACCAUCAGCUCCCGGGAGAUCCAGACCGCCGUGCGCCUGCUGCUGCCCAGGGAGCUGGCCAAGCACGCCGUGUCGGAAGGGACAAAGGCGGUGACCAAGUACACCAGCUCCAAGUAAAGACCGACGAACUGCAGACAAGACUAACCGAAAACCAAAGGCCACCCACAGUCUCAUUGAAAGAGUUGUACUCAUAUUUGGAAAUCGAAUUGCAGCAGAAUUGUCUCUUUCCUUCCGGGAAUUAUUCACAUUCUGAUAAAGCUGCUCACAUUCUGGUAUCCCUGCUGCAUACCUGAUCACCAAACUGACAUGAAAACUUAACCCCUUCACCUCAGCUUGUCCCGGUCAAAAUGAUUGCUGCGGGGAAUGCAGUUUAUUAACGUU